This is a messenger RNA of Knipowitschia caucasica, 3336 nucleotides long. NCBI's taxonomy places the organism in Eukaryota, Metazoa, Chordata, Actinopteri, Gobiiformes, Gobiidae. The record is from the annotation of a GenBank genome assembly.
AUGAGGCUGAACAGACCGGACCCUUCUGCGUCUCCUCAGUCCUUCUCCUGCCGAUUCAGCACCAUGCGCUUCUCCUACCACUUAGCCACGCCCAGAAGUGAGCCCUACCACGUAGCCACACCCACAGGUGAGCCCUACCACUUAGCCACGCCCACAGGUGAGCCCUACCACGUAGCCACACCCACAGGUGAGCCCUACCACGUAGCCACACCCACAGUGCGUCGCCUUGGAAACGCUCGAAGGAGACAGGCUCCGCCCACAGACACCGGCAGCAGCGGCAGCAGAGCCCAGCACCGAGCGCACUCCCCGGGCUUGAGCUCAGCCAGCACCACCGUGCCGCACCUGCGCGCUUUACCGCGUUCACUGCUCUGGAGCCGGGAGAGCCGCUGUCUCCCCGCACCGACGCCUUUCAUGACCGGAUUUGUGCUUUGCUGCGCGAUGUACAUGGACAGAAGCAGCCUGACCAGGGGUCCAUCCUCCUCCAGUCCCAGUGCGUUGAAGCCCGGCCCGCUGGACCCCACUUCCUGUUCCCCGUGUGGACUCCAGGGACCUCUGGAUGCCUCUGACACCGCUGCAUCUUGCUCUGGCCCCGCCUCUAUGGACGAGGGGGCGGGGCAGAUGGACGAAGGAUCGGCAGAGUGUGGUCUGUCAGUGAACGACACUGGGCCUCCCGAGCUGCCAGGGGGCGCUCUAACUCCCUCAGCCAGGAAACGACUGCCACUGGGGCCUAAACCACAGAUUCCUCCGAAGCCUCCUCACCUGCAGCAAGUGUCCACGCCCAGGCUUCGCCCCAGAGCUCCAGAGAAGGCCCUCCCACCAGCGCCAUGCAGGCCUCUGCCCUCUGACCCCCGCAGCCUUAGGCCCCUGCCCCGAGAGGCCACGGCCUCCCCCACCUCCGUGCUGUCGCUCAUCGAGAAGUUUGAACGCGAGCAGCUAAUUAUGGUUCCGGACAUCACCGGCGGUGCCAUGUGUCCCCGCCUCCCUCUCAGUGACAUCUCGUGUCACCCAUGCUCCUCUUCCUCCUCCACCUGCUCCUCUCCCUCUCCUCCUUCAUCUCCAGUGCCACAUUUAGACCCAAACAACAAACUGCCUGAAUCAGAAACAGUACAACAAGAUAUUCAACCGAUCGAACGAGAGCAAAGUGCCAAAAAUUAUGACGAGGAAGAGGACUUAGGUGCCUGUGCCGAUAUAAACAAACGAUUGUCUUUAGAAUCUGGAUACAGCGCCUCGGAAAAACACCUGGAAGACAUUGUGGAGCUGAGGGAUCCACCCCCGCAGGUCAUGGGCCAAUCAGAACUGCUGAACGAGCGCUUAUCCCUCCCCUCCUCACAGACAGAUGGGAAGAUAGCCAAUCGGGACAGUGGCAUCGACAGCAUCAGCUCACCGUCUCACAGCGAGGAGCUCUGUUUUGCUGGCGUGGAUGAAGGCGGCGUGGCUUAUUCCUGUAGCCCCGCCCACAUCAGAGAAGAAGGGGGUGUGGUCAGGAGGAGACGAGAUUUAUCUGAAGAGGGGGACAGUGACCUGGAGGAAGAGGCGGAGCUUACACUUGUGCUGCCCGCACCUCAGGCUGACCGUCAGGAUUCUGUCGAGUUGUCUGUUCAUCAGAGAGUAUUCAACAUCGCCAAUGAACUGCUGCACACCGAGAUCGCCUAUGUCUCCAAACUCUACCUCCUCGACCAGGUGUUCUGCGCUCGCCUCAUGGAAGAGUCCCGGUCGCGCUCCUCGUUUCCCUGUGAUGUGGUCCAGGGGGUCUUCUCCAACAUCUGCUCUAUCUACUGCUUCCACCAACAGUUCUUGCUGCCCGCACUGCAAAAGCGCAUGGGGGAGUGGGACCAGAAUCCUCGUAUUGGAGACAUCCUGCAGAAACUGGCCCCGUUCUUAAAGAUGUACGGAGAAUAUGUGAAGAACUUUGACCGAGCCAUGGAACUGGUCAACACCUGGAUGGAACGCUCUGCUCCCUUCAAGGCCAUUAUCCAGGACAUACAGAGAGAGGAGCGCUGUGGAAACCUGACCCUUCAGCACCACAUGUUGGAGCCCGUUCAGAGAAUCCCCCGCUAUGAGCUGCUGCUGAAGGACUAUCUGCACCGGCUGCCCCAGGACGCCCCUGACCACAGCGAUGCCCAGAAGUCUCUGGAGCUGAUUGCCACAGCUGCAGAACACUCCAACGCUGCCAUCAAGAAAAUGGAGCGCAUGAGGAAAUUAUUAAAGGUGUACGAAUUACUGGGAGGGGAAGAAGACAUCGUAAAUCCAACAAAUGAACUGAUUAAAGAGGGCCACAUGCUGAAGCUGUCCAACAAGAACGGGACCACACAGGACCGAUACCUCAUCCUGUUCAACGACAGGCUUUUGUACUGCGUCCCAAAACUGCGGCUGAUUGGUCAAAAGUAUGGUGUCCGGGCCAGGAUCGACGUGGAUGGAAUGGAGUUGAAGGAAGCCAGUAGUAUUGCGGUUCCUCGGACAUUUCUCAUUUCAGGGAAACAGAGGUCUUUGGAGCUACAGGCCAGGACAGAGGAGGAGAAAAGGGACUGGAUACAGGCAAUUCAAGCGACAAUCCUAAGAUAUGAACAAACUAUGGAAAACUACAGGCUCACGUGUCCACUUAGGGAUGAGGAGUCCACCCCUCCACAUUCACCUAGCUGUGUGGAGCUGGGUAAGCGUGCCCCCACUCCCAUCAGAGAGAAGGAGGUGACUCUGUGCAUGAAGUGUCAGGAACCCUUCAACUCCAUCACCAAGAGACGCCACCACUGCAAAGCAUGUGGACAUGUGGUGUGUGGGAAAUGCUCAGAGUUCAGAGCACGUCUCUCUUACGACAACAACAGAACCAACCGUGUGUGUGUGGACUGUUACUGCACUUUGGUGGGGGUUUGUCCGACCGCUGCGGUGAGCAGUAGCUCCAGCAGGAGGCGCUCUAUAUUGGAGAAGCAGGCGUCUUUAGCUGCUGAGAACAGUGUGAUGUGCAGCUUCCUCCAUCUGAUGGAGAAGGGCUCCGGCCGCGGCUGGCAGAAGGCCUGGUUUGUCAUUCCAGAGAACGAGCCGAUGGUACUCUACGUCUACGGAGCGCCACAGGACGUGAAGGCCCAGCGCAGCAUCCCGCUCAUAGGCUUUGAGGUUUCUCUCCCGGAGGCGAGCGACCGUCUGGACCGCCGCUUCUCCUUCAAGAUCUCGCAGAGCCACCUCACCCUGUACUUCAGCGCGGACGGAGACGAGCUCCAGCGCCGGUGGAUGGACGCCCUGUCCCGCGCCGGUCGAGGGGAGGAGCUACAGGUGCACCAGUCGAUCACAGAGAGCCUGGAGGAGGAGGGGGAGGAGCCAGCCCCACUCAUAGACAACACGUGA